GCGGCGACGCAAGAGCAGGAAGCCGCGUAUAUAUAGUGGUAUGACGGGCCUAGCUCCGCAGCUGAGCGGGCCGAUUGGUUAGUAGACUGGCCAGCUGAUCCAUCAGCUUGCUGCUAGGCAGUCGAUCACCAUGAGCAGCGCGGACGCCAGCAUCAUCGGCGGCCGACUCGCGCUUGUCCUCCUCGUCUUCUCGUCAUGGAUCCUCCCCGAGUCUGAUGCCCGGAGGACGUUGGCGGCGGCGGGAGCGCCGGGGCCGCCGAUCCGGGCGGUGAACCUCGGCGGGUGGCUCGUGACGGAGGGCUGGAUACUGCCGUCCCUUUUCGACGGCAUCCCCAACAACGAUCUCCUGGAUGGCACCCAGCUCCAGUUCAAGUCGGUCACCCAGAACAGGUACCUCGUCGCGGACAAGGGCGGAGGCGCCGCCAUCCUCGCCGACCGGGAGCAGGCAUCCGGCUGGGAGACAUUCAAGCUAUGGAGGAUUGACGAGACGAGGUUCAACUUGAGGGUGUUCGGCCAGCAGUUCUGGAGCGUAGACAGCAACAGCGCGGUCGUCGCGACGGCCACCACACCUGGGCCGUCGGAGGCAUUCCAGAUUGUGCGCCGGGACGGCGACAAGAGCCGGGUGCGCAUCAGGGCCCCAAAUGGGCUCUUCUUGCAGGCGAAGACCAUGCAAUCAGUGACGGCGGACCACGGUGAGGACACAGACUGGGGUGACGAUGACCCAUCAGUUUUUGUGACAAAUAAUAUCGCUCGCUUACAAGGGGAGUACCAGAUAUGCAAUGGCUACGGCAUAACAAAGGCGACACAGGUGCUCAGGGAUCACUGGAGCACAUACAUAGUUGAGAGCGACUUCAGUUUCAUCGCAUCAAGCGGGCUGAACGCGGUGCGAAUCCCAGUUGGAUGGUGGAUCGCCAGUGACCCCAACCCUCCUCUUCCGUUCGUUGGUGGCUCUCUCCAGGCCUUGGAUAACGCAUUCAGCUGGGCAGAGAAGUAUAACUUGGGUGUGAUUGUGGACUUGCACGCUGCACCGGGGUCACAAAACCCGUACGAGCACAGCGCAACUAGAGACGGCUCACAAGAGUGGGGCACCAGCGAUGCAAACAUUGCCCAAACCGUGCAAGUCAUCGAUUUCCUCGCAUCCAGGUACGCGAACAGCCCUAGCCUCCUUGCAGUCGAGCUGAUGAACGAGCCGUUGGCGCCGGGCGUCACCUUCUCUAGCCUGACGAAAUACUACCAGGACGGCUACAACGCCGUGCGACGGCACACGUCGACGGCCUACGUGGUCAUGUCAAACAGGCUAUCGAUACCAGACCCGACCGAGCUCCUCCAGUUCGCAGGCAAAUUCUCCGGCGCCGUCCUCGACGUGCACUACUACAACCUGUUCAGCAGCAUGUUCGACGGCCUCACCGUUCAGCAGAACAUCGACUUCGUGAGGAACAACCGCUCCUCUCUCCUCGCCACCGUCACGAGGCAGAAUGGGCUCCCUCUCACGUUUGUGGGGGAGUGGGUGGCUGAGUGGCAAGUGCAAGGUGCGUCCAAGGCGGACUACCAGAGCUUUGCGCAAGCACAGGAAGACGUUUACGGGCGAGCUACCUUUGGAUGGGCCUACUGGACGCUUAAGAACGUCAAUAACCACUGGAGCAUGGAGUGGAUGAUCAACAACGGAUUCAUCUCGCUGAAAAGCUAGAGAUCACUGCAUAGUGCACACAAUAAGUUUAAUUACUAAGCUGAAUAAACCAGUCUAGGUUGUCUGGAGACUGCCUUGGAGCAUAUGUAAUUGGGAGAGCAACUCAAAUAGAGUUGACCACUUGAUCAGACCUUCAUUGGGAUUCAGAAAUGAAUUCGUAAUCUGUACCACUGAUAAGUGAUAAAGUGUUAUUCCUUCUAAACAAACAAAGUGUUAUACA
Phragmites australis (common reed) is the source of this 1907-nucleotide messenger RNA. Its product is annotated as probable glucan 1,3-beta-glucosidase A. Gene Ontology annotation, biological process: cell migration; carbohydrate metabolic process; actin filament bundle assembly. Gene Ontology annotation, cellular component: actin cytoskeleton; cytoplasm. The record is from RefSeq and is a predicted model, not a curated record. The coding region runs from base 131 to 1687 and encodes 518 amino acids. NCBI's taxonomy places the organism in Eukaryota, Viridiplantae, Streptophyta, Magnoliopsida, Poales, Poaceae. The transcript has 8 exons. Gene Ontology annotation, molecular function: actin filament binding; hydrolase activity, hydrolyzing O-glycosyl compounds; protein-macromolecule adaptor activity.